AUGGUGCACAGCGAUUCCGACGAUGAUACGUGGAUGAAAUACCGAUCGAAGGAGGAGGUUCAAGAAGCAGCAAAGAACGAUGACCCCGAUAACAAUGUAAUAGAACCUCCCACGAAAAGUUUGUACCGUAAGUUGGCCUGGUCGGCGGUAACAAGGCUCUACUCGGGCAAAGUAGGCAUUAUGCGCUAUAUAAAGAGAAAGGUACCACUCUUCCCGGAAGCGCUUGCAGCGGCUAAACGACUCGCCGAUACGCCCGAGUUCCAGGAAGCGAAAAAUAUUAAAGUGGACAUCGACAAGCCCCAGGAAGCGGUAAAGAUCAUGGUGCUGAAGGCGAACAAAACUUUGUUCGUUACACCGAGGCAUAAGUCCGAAUGCCUAUACGCGAAGAUCGAGGGAUCAGAAAAUCUAGAGGAGAUUGACCUUGCGGAUACGCGAGGCAUCGUAAAGUUGUUGGCCGGCAAGGACACAUACCAGGAAAUCGCUAUCGAUCAGGCCGAACCACUGGACAUGAUUGUGGUCGGAUGCGUUGCUGUGUCGCAACGUGGCCAGCGCAUUGGCAAGGGCAACGGGUACGUGGAUUUGAGCAUUGCCGUACUGCACACCCUGGGAUUAAUAACACGGGAAACCGUGAUCGCCACUACCGUGGCUGACAAACAAGUGUUCCCUGAAUUUCCGACGGAGCUGUUCCAAGACUAUGACUUUACCGUCGACCUUAUCGUCACGCCAACGCGUGUGAUUCGUGUCGAUCCGCGGCCGGAGCAGCGCACGAUCGGUGUUCAGUGGGGUCUGCUUUCCUCUCGUCGAUUGGCAGUGAUGCGAGUGCUGAAGCCGCUGAAAAAGCAUCUCGAGGACAUGGGAAAGAAGAUUGAGCUAAAGGAAGAGGAUACGGAUGUCGAGAGCUUCGCUGUUCGUCGUUCGAACGUUGGCGGUCGGGCUCGAAAGAAGUUUAUCUCGAAAUCUUUCAAGUAUCCAAAAUAUAAUCGUGGCGAUGAUGAUGCUGAACCCGAACCGCGCACAAGCUACGAUCGCGGGGGUGCCGGGGACGCCAAUCCCGCACAGCGUUCGACUGGUAAUGGCGGCGGCGGCGGCGGUGGGAUGUCACAGCGACGAAAGCGUCCGUUCAGGGGUGGUCGGAUGCGUCCCACGAACAACAAGUCUGGCGGUGGCGAGAACGCGCCCAAUAACGGUGGCCGUGUGCGGCAACAGAAACCUUCAUCCCGGCCACCGCGGCAGCUUAAGCCUCAGCUGCAGGAUGGCGUCCGUAUCCGAGUGUCAAACAUGUUCUCCGUGCCGUUCAAGGAGUUCAAAGAGGAGCUACGCAACCGGGACUGCUAUCCGGCUAAAAUUAACCAAAACCGCAACGGCCGGUGUGUCCUAAUCUUUCCGAAGCGGGAUGAUGCGGAAGAACAGGUGCAGGUGGACGAGCUGCUACAGAAGCUGGCAGAUAUGCGCAUCUCGGUGCCGCAGAAGAACAGUACCGAGUUGAAGCAGGUCAAGCUCAAGUGUGAGCUGCAGCCGAAGUCCCGCGAAUUCGAUGAAAAUGAUGCAACCUCAGUCACAUCUGCUGCAAACCGGGCCGCCAAGAAAGCUGCCGAAGUUUGCACCAAGCUGGCAAAUAACACCGACAAUACCGCCGCAACGGACAAGGAUCCUGACGCGAACACAAACGCCGCCGCGCACCUCAACCUGCUGGUGGAGUUGGCGGCGGAAGUGAAUGCCGCAACACUGUUGGCGGCUCGGGCGGCGAAGGCGGCCGAAGCGAUCGCGCAGAAGGUCCUGCAGGAAGUGAAACCCUCAACCGAGACUGCUAACAAGGAAAGCAAGGAAGAAAACAAGGAGGAGGUGGAGCACACCGCCAAACUGGUCGCCCAGAUCGAGACACUGACAAAGGCGGGCGCGGAAGCCCUUGCCGCUGGCACGAAAGCCGAAGCGGCUGCCGCCGCCAACGCAACUAACAGCACCAACACCACCACCAGCACCACCGACGGCGAUGCUCCCGUAACAGAAUCUGCCGGCUCGAAGAAGGAAGGGAUCACCGCUAUGAACGACGCGAUUCAGGAGGCUGCCCGUGCGACAGCGGCCGUAUCUUUCGCUGUCGCGACACUGUACGAGAUCAUCCCAACGGCUCCGGCGCAGCAAACCGUCGCAGUGGCUUCGAUUCAAACGCUUACGCGUUUAUUCGGUGCCCUUCUGCCGAAGGUUUAA
This is a messenger RNA of Anopheles maculipalpis, 2205 nucleotides long. RefSeq lists its product as uncharacterized. The transcript has 4 exons. The coding region runs from base 1 to 2205 and encodes 734 amino acids. NCBI's taxonomy places the organism in Eukaryota, Metazoa, Arthropoda, Insecta, Diptera, Culicidae. The record is from RefSeq and is a predicted model, not a curated record. Gene Ontology annotation, cellular component: cytoplasm.